Molecule: messenger RNA, 573 nt
Organism: Neoarthrinium moseri
Lineage: Eukaryota; Fungi; Ascomycota; Sordariomycetes; Amphisphaeriales; Apiosporaceae
Exons: 2
Coding region: 1-573 (190 amino acids)
Source: RefSeq, a predicted model, not a curated record
AUGAAGACGACUUUGCUGCCAACGUUUCUCGUUUCAUUCCUCGCAGCCGUAGGCACAGCUAAGGUCCAACCAGCUGCCCGGGAUUCGAAUGAAUACCAAAACUACCAGGCUGGAGUGCGUGCGCUGCCUCAGCACAAGAGGGGCUAUUAUCACCUCGCCGAUGACGGUGUGAUGCGCUCCCUGGGACCUGGCAACGAAGUUCUCGGAUUCGUCCAGGCAUCACCUGCGGUCCUCGCGCGUGUGAUUGCCGACGCCCCUGAGGCGGAUCGAGCCCAUCUGGAAGCCGUCUGGGAUGGCAUUGACGGCCGCGACGUUGCCGACCCGUGGACCAUCAAGCGUGAGCUGAUUAACUCGGCUCACGCAACCCCCAGUGGUCGGACACGGCGGAACGAAGUGCUCGAUGCGUCAGACAUUGUAGUCAGAGACCUGUCGAGCCCGGUUUGGAAGCGCGCUUGCAGCACGGCGGGCGGUGCGUGCUCGGGUAAUCGUGAGUGCACGAGCCCCGUUCCCACCGACAAUUGUAUCUGCCGGUUUGUGGAUAACGCUCUUAUUGGAAGUUGUGACGAGGCCUAA